Seminavis robusta is the source of this 3025-nucleotide messenger RNA. The record is from the annotation of a GenBank genome assembly. Lineage: Eukaryota; Bacillariophyta; Bacillariophyceae; Naviculales; Naviculaceae.
GUUCCGCACGUGCCUCCGCAUUCCGCCACACAACGAACAAACUUAUCCCACUCCCUCCCCCCAAAAAAGACAUUCCAAAAGUUUCCGCGUCGAAACAAGUUCACCCCUUGCGAUCAGUGUACCCUGUACCCUCCAAGAUGACGGAUUCUGCAGCAACCGACGCCAUGAAAGCUCAUCGCAGCAAGGACUUCACGAUGCACAUAAGAUCUCAUAGCAGCGGCGAUUUUUCCAUGAACGAUGCCAGCGGGUUCAGCGAGUCGAUUGAGCCCGACAGUGUCAAUCGAAAGGAGCAACAAAGGUUGCGUCGAGAAACCGAGCAAACGUUGGCUGUACGAGAGAAUCGAGCCGUCGUUUGGUUGCGUUUCUUGGUCAUGUUCCUGCUGAUUGCGGUGGCAGCCUUGGUGUCUGCUGGAGUCUUCGUCUACACGAGGGCCAAGGAAAAGGACGAUUUUGAAGACGCCUUUUACAUUCACGCCGACCAAGUCACGGAUGCCUUUCGGUCCGCCGUCGAGAGAAAGUUGGUGGCCAUUGGGAGCUUGGCCAACGCCAUAACCACCUAUGCUUUGGACAGUGGAUCCGAGUUUCCGUUUGUCACCGUCUCCAACUUUGCCGUGAGAGGCUCCGAUGUACGUGUCCUCUCGGAUUCGUUGGUCAUUCAUUGGUGUCCCGUGGUGACAGAGGAAAAGCGGCCUGCUUGGGAAAACUAUACCAUGGAGAAUCGCUUCAAGAUCAAUGAGGGCUUUUCGCAGGAUCAGCAGCUCACCAAGGUACAAGAUGAGUACUUUCCCGACUUUAGGAGAUUUGACGACGAACAGCCCGAGGAAGACGGCUCGGGUCGUCGACAACUACCGCAGCAGCACGGAUUGGAUGCACCAGCCGAUGCCAAUGUUCUUCAGGAUGGAUCUGGUUUCCGACCAAGAAUCUGGAAUCCGCAGAAGAAUAGAACCGCGGAACCUGAUGGAACGGGACCAUACCUACCCUCCUGGCAGCGAACUCCGGUCAACAAGGGGAGACAGCAAUUGAUCAAUCUCAACUUUGUUCAUGCAAAAGUCUUUCAAGGCAUUGAUUUGCUAGGUACCUUGAUGGCUGACCCAAAAGUUAUCAUCAACCGAAUUUCAGUCCCUCUGCCCUCCUUCUUCCAGCAGGUAACGGCAAACAUCAAAGCCAGCCAGUAUCGAAACAAAGUUGACGAGUACCUCGAAGAUCCGCUCUCCUACCUUGCCUAUCCCGUGUUUGAUUCCUUCAAUGUCACCACCAGAAAGAUGGCGGGUGCUUUGAUCUCGAAUCUCUACUGGCGAAUGUACUUUCAAGGUGUUCUGCCAUCAAAUGCGCGAGGCAUUAUCUGCGUCUUAUCCAAUUCCUUUGGGCAAACCUUUAGCUACCGCCUCGAUGGACAUGAUGUCACCAUCCUCGGACAGGGAGACUACCACGACGAGAAGUACUCGGAAAUGAUGGCCUUUCAGGAUGUGACAGCAUUUGUCAAGGGCACGGCCAGUCCCGAGACACGGGGAUACCUCACGGUGCCGCUUCACCCCAGCUUUGGCCUCUACACGUUGCGAGUUUAUCCCAGUCAGGAUACGGAAGACGAGUACAGAACAAACAAGCCUGCUGUCUACACGAUGGCUGUUGUAUUCAUCUUCUUCGUCACUGCUUUGGUGUUCAUUGCGUUUGAGCGUUGUGUCCAGAUGAGACAGGAGAUUGUCAUGAGUCGCGCAGUGCAUACAGGUGCUAUUGUGAACUCGUUGUUCCCGCAGGAAGUCCAAUCGAGAAUGUACGAUGCAGCUGAACAUCAAAAUCAGAAAAGGGCAAAGAAUGUGUUGCGUCUGGGCUGGCUAUCAAGGGAAGGACUUGAAGCCUAUUGCAUGGAUGAUAGUAGCAGGGCAGGAGAUGGACAGCCAAUUGCCGACUGGUACAAAGAUGCAACAGUCAUGUUUGCUGACUUGAAAGGCUUCACGGCGUGGUCGGCUGAUCGCACACCACAUGAUGUCUUCCACCUACUGGAGUGUCUAUACAAUUCCUUCGAUGCAAUUGCUAUGAAACGUAAAGUGUUCAAGGUCGAAACGAUUGGAGACUGCUACUUGGCAGUAUGCGGUGUUCCCAAUUCUAACCCCAAGCAUGCCGUAGUGAUGACAAGGUUCUCAAAUGACUGCCUCACAAAGAUGGUGGAAGUAGUGAAAUCCCUUGCUUCUCGCUUGGGCCCAGAGACAAAAAAUCUCCAGCUCAGAGUCGGCUUGCAUAGCGGCCCAGUUACUGCUGGUGUGCUUCGUGGGCAGAGAUGCAGGUUCCAGCUCUUUGGAGAUACAGUCAACACCGCAAGCCGAAUCGAGACUACAGGUCAAGGCGGGAGAAUCCAUCUAUCAGAAUGCACAGCGGAGGAGCUCCGAGCCUUUGGGAAGGGUUCGUGGCUUGAGCGGAGGGACACUUUGGUGGCAGCCAAGGGAAAAGGGCAAUUACAGACCUAUUGGGCAAAUGUAGCUUCCUCCGGAAACGAUUCUCAGUCGAGUGGUUUCAUGGCCUUUGAUGAGAACCUUGAUCUCUCAUCGAAUCCGUUUGAUGUUGAGCCCGAGAGUCAGGAUCCCGAUACCAGUACUACCAAGAAUCUAGAAGAACAAAUAUGCAUCCCAGAAACAGCUCCCAUGAACUCAUCGCCCGUUAUUGGUCCUGAUCUGCAAAGCCCGCAUGAUCGAAUUUUGGCUGAGCCUGGCUCAGUCCAAAGCGCACUGACAAAUUCGGUCGGUGAAGAGCACGAGGGCACCCCAGAAAAUACGUCGGAGCCAGAAAAUCUCACUGACACCGAGCUGCGAAGCCACGUUGUGUCGGUUUGAAGAACGCCCCCUUUGUGUUCAACCAUACCGGUUUUCACAUUGGUUGUUGAGACCGUCUGCCAAGCAAAAGAAAAAGGCUUUUAAAAAAGAGCAUCGCCACCGUGGCUAGCAACUGCAAUAGCAACCUCUUAGCUAGAAUGCUGAUACAAACUGUAGCUCGAAAUAGAAACUGUUGUAAAGUGUGUGGAAAGGUUCCAAGC